AUGGGGCAAAGUCCGAGCUCCGUAAGGAGUAAAAGUAGCCGACAAAAGUCCUUUAGGGGUUUUAUGAGAAAAAGCAAAUUGAACAAAUCUAGUUUGAGCCAUACAUUCAAUUUGCCUUCCUCGGAAGAGUAUCCAGAACUAAUGAAUGUUAACACGGCAACGGAGGAACAGCUGAUGACGCUACCGGGAGUCUCUCGUCAGUUAGCUCAGGAGAUCGUGCGCCACCGGCAGAUGAUAGGAAGGUUCAAAAGAGUGGAUGACCUUGCCCUUGUCUCAGGUAUUGGAGCUGAAAAAUUGGAAUUAUUGAGGCCAGAAAUAUGUACAAACACCAGAAAACAAUUAUCUAGGGCGAGCUCCUGUACACAAUCAUUAGAUAGCAUUAGGAUUAACUCUGAGAGCAGACUAUGUUCUGUAAAUUCUUCUAGUGUUUUCCAAUUGCAAUGUGUGCCUGGUCUCAACCAAGAAAUAGCAGCCAAUAUAGUGGAUUAUCGUAAUAAAAAAGGUCCCUUCAAAUCAUUAGAUGACUUAAUAAAAGUCCGGGGAAUGGAUAUUAUAAGACUUAGCACAGUAAAACAACAUUUGAGUUUGGAACUAAGAAAAUGUGAAAGUGUACAACACCUUAAUGGAUACGCUAAUGGUUGGGGAGACAGACAUUUAAACGGAGCAUUGUCUAAUGGAGUUACAACAAGCACACCUAAGUCUCCCCACAGGAAGAGUUUGUCUAUGCCAUCAAAAUUACUGGUGACCUUGCCAAACGGAUUUGCUGCAGCCCCAGUCAACGAUAUCCUAGAUUUACUCUCAGCAUAUUCUCAUAGGCCAAUAGUUGAAGAUGUAUUCAGAUAUGAGAGGGAUGGAAUGAGAUGUUGUCGUAUAGCAUCGUGGAAUCUUCAUCAACUUAGCAUAGAAAAAAUAACCAAUCCUGGAGUUAGAGAAGUUAUUUGUAGGACAAUUUUAGAAAACAAGUUAUCGAUAAUAGCCGUUCAGGAUGUUCUGGAGGAGGCAGCGCUGAAGAUGAUCUGUGAGGAGCUCAACUCGCCGGUGCUUCGACGCGUACGCGAGUGGAGGAGUAACAGCUGCCGGUGGGAAUACUGCAUAUCUCACCGGAUGAACAACCAAUACCUGGGGUUCAUCUUCGACGCCGGCAACAAAAGCAUCACCGUAGAAGACGUGGAUUUGGAACAGUUGCCGCUCGUCACUGAAGCCAACGGGGUCCGAAACCUUGUGAGACAGUUGGAGGCUCUGCGGCAUGAAAGGAGGGCGGUGGCUGACGCCAAGGCGUUCCUUUUAUGCGGGCGGCCAGUGGUGGUGGUAAACGUGCGGUGCAGUGGACUGUUGAGCAGUGAAGACUGCCGCCUGCUGAAGAGCGCUGCUGAUGUUGCGGCCGCCGCGCCGAUACCGCUGGCCGUGGUAGGAGAGCUGCAGGAUCGAAACAACUUACACUCUUUAGAAACUUACCAGUCACUGCUUAACGAAGAGAUAUCAACCACAGUCGAUCAGAACUACAAAGGUUUGACGUGCAUUUUAUGCCCGGGGACCAUAGACAAAAGCAACUUUAAUGGCCGCGCGGGCGCCGUCAGGUCCGGACUCAGUCACCUCGCGAUCCCACGCGGGUGGUCCUGGGGCGGCCCUGCCUCCCCUUACUGCCCAGUAUGGGCCGAACUAAAUAUCCCCGAUUGA
This is a messenger RNA of Chilo suppressalis (striped riceborer), 1677 nucleotides long. The record is from the annotation of a GenBank genome assembly. Lineage: Eukaryota; Metazoa; Arthropoda; Insecta; Lepidoptera; Crambidae.